Acanthopagrus latus (yellowfin seabream) is the source of this 1891-nucleotide messenger RNA. It is a transcript of the gene pdcd2l, whose product is annotated as programmed cell death 2-like. Gene Ontology annotation, cellular component: cytoplasm. Lineage: Eukaryota; Metazoa; Chordata; Actinopteri; Spariformes; Sparidae. Bases 294 to 1388 code for a protein of 364 amino acids. The record is from RefSeq and is a predicted model, not a curated record. The transcript has 2 exons.
CAUUUAAACGGAUAUUAUCUCGCCGUUUCUUCAGUUACUUUAACGGAAGUGACGAUGUCCAUCCUGUAGGAACAUUUUUAAUCUACUUCAGUUUAACAGACAGGCGUCACAUUCUUACAUGUAUAUGUGAUUUUUAUUAACGGAAUUAUUUUACUGUUCGCUUCGGCCACAGUUACGACAGAUUACGUGUAUUUCACAACUUAAUCGAACAUCCGGCCGGCGGUGAUGUUUUGGUGACGGACCACAGACGCUCACUUCGACUUCCGGUCGGUGUUUACAACAUGUGAGUGAUCAUGGCGGCCCCCGCUCAGGAGGGAACUCUGGUCGGACUGUGUGAUGGAGAGAUCGACAGUAAGCGGCAUCAGUCUUCGUAUCUGACCAACAAAGUCGGGGGUCUGCCGGACUGGCUGCCGGUCAUUACCCGGCAGUCUCCCCGCUGUGGACGCUGCGGAGCCCCGCUGGUCCAUGUGGUGCAGGUGUACUGUCCCCUGGAUGUCUCCCCCUACCACAGACACCUCCACCUGUUCGCGUGCCCGGGUGCCGAGUGCGGCAGCGGGGCGGAGUGUUGGAGGGUGCUCCGCUCUCAGUGCCUGGAGGCGGAGGUGGCAGCAGCGCGGACACCCAGCCGGCCUCUCCCGGCUCAGGAGGCUCCUCUGGCGGCCACAGACUGGUGUGACACCGCCGAUGACUGGGGGAUGGAGGAGGAGGAGGAGGAGGAUGGAAUGGGAGGAGACGUGAAGAAGGACAGCCAGGAGGAGGCAGCAGCUCCUGAAGCAGACGCAGCCGGUGGGAGUGACGUCAGCAGCUGCCUGCAGGAUCUCAGUUUGGGAGAGUCACAGGAGGACGUUCCUGUCCUCCGUCCUUUCUUCAUCAGUGUGGUGGAGGAGGCAGAUCUGGGUGGAGAGGAAGACGACCUGCAGCACGCUCAGCAGCUGCUGAAGGAGUACGAGAGGAGGGAAGGAGUGACGGUGGGAGAGCUGGAGGACGGCGAGGGCGGCGGCGGGGAGGAGAAGUACGAGAAGACGAGAGCCCGGCACGGAGACGCUGUCUUCUCCAGGUUCAUGAAGAGGAUCUCGCUGUGUCCUCAGCAGAUCCUGCGCUACUGUCGCGGCGGAAAACCGCUCUUCAUCUCCGAUCCGCCAUCCAACAUGGCCCAGGUGGUUCCGGCGUGCGGCUCCUGCGGAGGAUCCAGGACCUUUGAGCUGCAGCUGAUGCCGGCUCUGGUCAGCCUGCUGCAGAGGAUGGACGGCGGCGCUGAGGCACAGCUGGAGUUUGGGACGGUGCUGGUUUAUACGUGCAGAAACAGCUGCUGGGCGGCAGGAUCACGAUCAGCUGUGGAGGAGUUCUGCUUUGUUCAGACUGACCCCGACCAGAACUUAUUUAAAUGACUGAACAGGCGAUACAACAGGAGAACUGACAACUUCACAUUUAAAAAAGAAGUUAACCUGCAGUUUCUGCACAUCUGAGGGUCAGAAGGGGUCAGAUGUGCUGAUCAGAGAGUUCAUGUUCACAGCUCUGAUCAGACUGUAGUCUGUGUGUAGAUGCCGUGCAGGUCUGAAUCAGCUGUAAUUACACUGACGUUGAUGAAAAGCAGAUCAUAUAAAUUCCCCACGGUGCACCUCCACCUGCAGCUCUGUGAGAACAUUGGUCCUGUCUGUGUGAUCCAGUGCAGAUUUGCUCUUUAAUAACGUUCUCUGGUUUGAUCCUGCAGGAAGCUAAUAUUAGCUGCUCUGACCUUUGACCUCCCUGUAAUGAAAUGUCGCUGCGCUGAGAGCUCAAAGUGCCUUUAAUGUGUUUGUGCAUGAAGGGAACGACACCGUAAGAAAUGAUGCUGCUUCUGAAAUUCUUUAUGGAGACGGUUUACACACAAUAAACUAUUUUACAGUUCUCA